This is a messenger RNA of Mercurialis annua (annual mercury), 1302 nucleotides long. RefSeq lists its product as uncharacterized. The coding region runs from base 22 to 1302 and encodes 426 amino acids. The transcript is spliced from 4 exons. Lineage: Eukaryota; Viridiplantae; Streptophyta; Magnoliopsida; Malpighiales; Euphorbiaceae. The record is from RefSeq and is a predicted model, not a curated record.
UUUGUGAUUUCCUGUUCUAGGAUGCCUCUUAGUCGAGUGGAAGAUGCAUGCGCUGCUAUGGCUUUUACCCGAUCAAAGCUUCGUAGGGAUGAAGUCUUAGAUAUCUAUUUUAAGUAUAGCUUUCCUUUUGAUUAUAGGGUAAUAUUACCCGGUGCCGAUAUGGCUGCGUCCGAUUCUCCAGGAUCUUCUUGUAGGGCGGUUCUCUUCGAAGAGCAAUUUGCUGCUGGUCUUAGGUUUCCUUUAGAUUCAUUUUUAGUAGAAGUGUGUAGGGAUUUAAAGGUUGCUCUGGGGCAACUUUACCCUGGUACGAUUAAAGUAGUGCUCGCCUUUUCGGAGGCAUGUAGGCUCCGGGGCUGUGCCCCUUCUCUCAAAGUGUUAUAUCAUUUUGUAGACUUUAGGAAAUGUGAUGGUUGCUUCGUUUUCGCCCUUGGCAGAGAAGGGCGAUCUCGUAUUUAUCUUCCUUGCCUAACCAGUCGCUGGCGAAGGCGUUUCUUUAUUGUUUACCAUAAAUUUGUUUUUCUUCAUUUUUCGGAUGGUUUUUCUUCUCAUCAAGUUCGGAGCUGUCCUUCUCCUUUAAGUUUAUCCGAGUCAAAACUUGCUUUCGACAUAUCUUCCUGUAGUAUUGAAUCGCGUCCCAUUCUAGAUGUCUUGGUCAAUAGUCGUCUUCGGCGUCGAUGGUUUCCUUUGGAGGAUCCUCCUCGAGGCUUGGCGGAUCUUUGCUACUCUUUUGUUCAAGAUUUGGACGUUCCGAUGGGUGGUCCUGACGUUCCUAUUGCCAACAUUAUUCCUGACGACAUUGACGUGGAUGGGGCUCCUGUUGAUAUUCCCAUAGCUCCCGCCGAGAUAGCGUUGCCUGAGGUUAUUGUUGUAGAUGAUGAUGAUGACUUGGCUGAUCCGUGGGUCGAAGGUCAGGAUCCUGCUAGUUUGCUGAAUCCUAGAGUGUUGGCGGAAUAUAUUCGAACUCUGGCGAUUCCUGAUGAUGUCACAGAAUUUUAUGAAAUAAUGGAAUUAGAACUGCUCUACCAAUCUUUGUCAUUAUCUGAUGAUGAAGACCUCACGAUUUGUGAUUUGGGAGAGAAAGCGAGAAGUAUUGGAGAGCAGAAAGUUGCGAACUCUUUGUUCGGUAAAGUUCUCUCAACGAAGAAGAUUAAUAGAGAUGGGAUAAUCUCUACGGUGAAUUUUCUGUGGAAAACAAGGAAACCUAUGGUGGUGGAAGCCGUUGGGGAUAAUCAUUUUAUUUGUCAAUUUGAGUCCCAGGAAGAUCGUCGAAGGGUCCUUACUGGAGGGCCAUGGAAAUUCUAG